Molecule: messenger RNA, 1711 nt
Organism: Rubroshorea leprosula
Lineage: Eukaryota; Viridiplantae; Streptophyta; Magnoliopsida; Malvales; Dipterocarpaceae
Source: the annotation of a GenBank genome assembly
AUGGACAUCCAUUCUUCAUCAUUAUCGCUACUGAUAUCUUCUCCCCCACACUUGACAUCCCAACAAGCUGUUCCUAUCAUUACAGGUCUCUUUCUGAGAAGUUCAACAGUUGAGGAAGAAGGGGAGCUGCUUGAGCUCCAAAUUCACAUGUAAGAGGGAAAUAACUAUCAAAACACACACUCUAUGCUUCUUCAAGGCAAAAUUGAACCAAGUUGACACCAUAUAUGUUACUGGUUAUCUGAGAAUAUCUUUAAGCUUCUAAGGAUACAUUUAGAGUUUAAGCUUCCAAGAUCUCUCCUCUUAGACCCCAAAAACCUCAAUUGCUCCUUCGCCGACUCUUCCUCUCCGGCGGCGACAUACUACGUUUCUUUUUUUCUUUGUUUUUUUUUAUGAUGACCCAUAUAGAUUAGGGCAUUUCUUCGGCAACGAAGAGCUAGAAAAGCUCAAAGCCCUUGAGUCUCUCGUGUAUUUUCAGGGCCUGGAAUCUGCGAUGUGGGUUAGGGUCAUCAGACCAAAGAAGAUAUGAAUUACGGUUUUACUGAGUGAAUAUGUUGCAAUUCGAGGUUCUGUUGAUGUUCUUGGUGAAGCAGGAUUUGAUUGAGAGGAGAUGAGUGAUUCCGCAUUUUGUGACACUGGUGGGGUUUUACAGAGAGCGAGGAGGUGUUGAGGGAAGGGAGGUGGGGGCAGCGGGACAAUGCAGGUUUGCUUUGAUAAGAGGAGCAAAUGCUUCUCCUCCUACACCUCCGCCCGCCUCCCAAGAAUUCACCUUAUAUCUGUAACAUGAGUGUCAGAAAGCUGCUUGUUGGAUUCAAAUUAAGUGUUGUUCUUCCCUUUUUAAUUUGCAUUCGACCUUUUUAGGUUGUAAAGAUUUAUGGAUAAGACAUUAGAUGCUUUAACUUGUCGUAGCUUUCUUGUUAUGUCUAAGAUGUUUGUUAGACACUUCAUUUCCUUAAUUUCUUAAUCAUUCUUUAUUUAUGUGUUUAGUCAAUUCUCAUUGUAUCCUUUCCAAACUUUUAGGAGGACAUUGGUUGGCAUCUUCUUAAGGUAAGUGAGGAACUGAUAUUGAAUAAGAUGAUUUCCUCAGAAAAGAGUUACUUUUACUGUAGAAUGAUAGAUACUGCUCCAUUCAGCAUGUGCCUAAAGGCAGGAUAUGACAUUGUGAGGAACGAUGGUAUGUUGAGCCUAUUGAUACUGCAGAAGCGCAAGCACUUGAUGUGCAAAAAUUUCCUGUCUUUACUAGUUGUCAAGUUUCAGAUAUGCAAGACUCUGAUGAAGAACUUCCUCAUGAAGUGAUAAGUCCAAAUGAUAAUCUUUUGAGUGUCCCUUAUUUCUGAUUUAAGUUCCGGGAUGUAUCUCAAUCAGCAUGCAAUUGUCAACCAAUUGGGUGUAUUUCUUGCUACAAACUCAACCAACAGCCUGGUUUGUCCUCCUUGCUUCUAGUUUUCUGCAUGGGUUAACAUGGUAUGUUGCAGAAACUUAUAAGGUGACUCUACAUUGUUCGGAGAUGGACACAUAAAUGAACUGGUCUUGACGGUCAAGUAUGCGUACCAAUGUAUACUCAGGAUCAAAAUAGCCAAAUGUGCCAAGAGCUCCAGCAGUCACAUAAGUCUCCUCCUGGCCCUCCGGCAUCAACUUGGCUAGUCCAAAAUCAGAUAUCUGUUGAGAGCGGGAACCUGUGUUUUAGGUUCAGUGCUUUAUUAUAUUAAUGCUU